CGUGCGCCGCCGCUGUGCAUCUCUCCAGAGGUGUUUAAAGAGCGGAGCGGAAACAGCAUCUCCAUGAGGAUUUUAAACAUCGCCUUCAGGAUAUUCCGAAGAGACCUCCACUCUGUCGGGAUAAUUGGAGCACCUUUUUCUAAAGGACAGCCCAGGGAUGGUGUCCAGCUGGGACCAGAUGUGAUUCGGGAAGCUGGACUGGUGAAGAAACUUGAAAGCCAAGGUUGUAUGGUAAAGGAUUAUGGUAAUUUAAUAUUUGAAGAGGUGUCCAACGAUGAACCCAUUGGGAGGACAAAGCAACCCCGGGCAGUUGGUCUUGCCAACAAACAGCUUGCUGCUGCUGUGCAGAGAGUUAAAAAUGAUGGCCACACCUGCGUGAUGCUUGGAGGAGAUCACAGUUUAGCAAUUGGUUCAAUCCAUGGUCAUGCAGUCUGCAGACCUGAGCUGAGUGUAGUGUGGGUUGAUGCCCAUGCUGACAUCAACACACCUCUAACCAGUCCAACAGGAAACAUCCACGGGCAGCCCUUGUCCUACCUCAUCCAUGAGCUGUGCACUAAGAUUCCUGUCAUGCCAAACUUCUCAUGGAUCACACCUUGCAUAGCAGCAAAAGAUGUAGUGUACAUUGGACUCCGAGAUGUAGAUCCAGAAGAACAUCACAUCCUGAAACACCUGGGUAUUAAGAGUUUCUCUAUGACAGAGGUAGAUAGUCUUGGAAUUGCCAGCGUUAUGGAACAGAUAUGUGAUCACAUGUUUUCAAAGAUAAAAAAACCCAUCCACCUGAGUUAUGACAUUGACGCUCUGGACCCCUCAGUGGCACCAGCCACAGGGACCCCCGUGAUAGGAGGCCUGACAUACAGAGAAGGCAUCUACAUUACUGAAUAUCUGCGUCAAACAGGGCUCUUGUCUGCUAUUGAUGUCGUAGAGGUGAACCCAAAGCAAGCCAAAAGAAAAGAAGAGGCUCACUUCACAGCCAACGUGGCUGUGGAUCUCAUAUUAAGCUGUUUUGGACGAGCGCGUGAAGGAUCACACCCACCAAUUACAAAAUCCCAGACCCAUAAGUGCAAAAUCACCAUAUUCAGAUUUCUUCCUGGAAACCUGCUCAAUUCAUACAGAACACAAACUUGACACAGUGUCAGCAGAGAAGCCUCCACCACCACUAAGUUUAAUCUGUCUUGUGACAAUUUUUUUAAUGCCUGAAACACCCCUAAAAUAUACUUUAAACAGGAGGCACGCUAUUGAAGAAAAGCUAUUUCAGACAUCUGGCUUUGUUGUGACCUUGACCCUGUUUGGUUCAAUUAAAAGAAUGCCAUCAAUUCAACUAUAAAACCUACAAACCUUCAAUGACGACUCUUUGAGACAGUGCUAAAAAGAAUCUCGGAUAGACAGACAGAUCACCGAGAAUCCUAGAAGCAUAACAAUAUGAAAUAAUCAUUUUUAUUACUUGUUUUUAUUCAAUUACCCAUAUGAGUGUGUGUAUUUCUUUUGUGGUGUUUCACUGGUGAUAGACCUGGUGCAAAACUAACAGAAUAAAAGCAUAUAAACAAA
Molecule: messenger RNA, 1545 nt
Organism: Neoarius graeffei (lesser salmon catfish)
Lineage: Eukaryota; Metazoa; Chordata; Actinopteri; Siluriformes; Ariidae
Gene: arg1
Product: arginase 1
Cellular component (GO): cytoplasm; nucleus; cytosol
Molecular function (GO): manganese ion binding; arginase activity
Source: RefSeq, a predicted model, not a curated record